This is a messenger RNA of Phalaenopsis equestris, 1444 nucleotides long. RefSeq names its product FAM10 family protein At4g22670. Gene Ontology annotation, molecular function: protein dimerization activity; Hsp70 protein binding. Lineage: Eukaryota; Viridiplantae; Streptophyta; Magnoliopsida; Asparagales; Orchidaceae. The record is from RefSeq and is a predicted model, not a curated record.
CAAUAUUUUUUUAGAAAGCUUUGAAAGCAACCAGAAACCGGGUGGACUCUCUCCAACUACCAAUCCGCAUCCAUUCUCCACCGAAAGGACCGAAACCCCAAAGGUCACAAUAGGCGUUAUUCUUCAUCUGCACUGCGUUUCUUCACUCGAUUCAUUUCGUGCGGCGAAAGUCGGCCAUGGACGCGGCGAAGGUGAAGGAGCUGAAGCUCUUCGUGGAGCAGUGCAGGAAGAACCCUGAGAUCCUCGGCGACCCCUCUAUUUCUUUCUUCAGAGAUUACCUUGAAAGUUUGGGAGCCAAGCUUCCCCCGGCAUCUUACGGCUCCGCGAAGUCACCUCGAGCUGGUGAUACGAAAAGUAAAGUGGUGGAUGAAGAUGAUGAUCUUGAUGAGGAUGAUUUGAGUGAUGAGGCUGGUCCAGAAGUCCAGGAAUCAGAUGAUGAAAUUAUAGAAUCUGACGUUGAGCUUGAGGGGGAGAUUGUAGAAGCAGAUAAUGAUCCUCCGCAAAAGAUGGGAGAUCCUUCUAUUGAGGUUACGGAAGAAAACCGAGAUGCCUCACAAGAGGAGAAGGGGAAAGCCAUGGAGGCACUUUCCGAAGGCAAGUUUGAUGAAGCAAUCGCACAUCUCUCAGAGGCAAUUCUGCUGACUGCUAUAAUGUAUGCCACCAGAGCUACGGUUUACAUCAAGAUGAAGAAGCCAAAUGCUGCAAUUCGUGAUGCAAAUGCUGCAUUGGAGAUCAACCCUGACUCUGCUAAAGGUUACAAAUCUCGUGGCAUAGCAUUAGCCAUGCUUGGCAAAUGGGAAGAUUCGGCAAAAGACCUUCACGUGGCAUCCAAAUUGGAUUUCGAUGAAGAAAUCAAUAAUAUUCUUAAAAAGGUUGAACCGAAUGCGCACAAGCUUGAAGAGCACCGCAGGAAGUAUGAGCGCUUGCGGAAGGAAAGAGCUGAUAAGAAAGCUGAAAGGGAGAGGCAGCGUCGCAGAGCUGAAGCUCAGGCUGCUUAUGAAAAGGCAAAGAAGAAUGAGCAGUCAUCUUCGGCUAAUACUGGGUGGGGAUCACCACGCGGCACGCCUGGCGGAUUUCCUGGUGGCGGAUCGCCUCGUGGCAACCCUGGUGGGUUUCCUGGAGGUAUGCCGGGAGGUUUUCCCGGUGCCAUGCCGGGAUCUGCGCCUGGAAACAUUGAUAUGAGCAACAUUCUAAAAGAUCCUGAACUAAUGGCAGCAUUUAGUGAUCCAGAAAUAAUGGCCGCUCUUCAAGAUGUCAUGAAGAAUCCCGCAAAUUUUGCAAAACAUCAAUCAAACCCCAAGGUGGCUCCUGUAAUUGCAAAAAUGAUGGGGAAAUUUGGCGGACCCAAGUGAGAAAAAAAAGCUUUUGGAUUGAGCUUUGAAAGUGAGGCAUAUUUAAAUGAAAAGUCUUCUUGGUCGUGAAGAAAGAGCGUGCGCUUGGUCGA